AUGAAUGACGGUAUACUCGUCAUUUGUGGAGAAAAGGUUCCGUCGCGAAAUGUAGGCGGUGUUGGUUUUGUUGUGCACCAUCUGUCGUCCAUCUUAUCGAUUCUCACGAGAUACUGUCACCUCGUCUGGCCAUUCUUCGCCUCCGCCCUCUGCGCCAAACCAUUAGAGGAGCUGGAGGAAGUAGUCCGCAAUGAGAAGUCCUUCCACAAAUUCGUUGUCGGAGACUUCAACGCAAAACUAGAAAAGGCCACAGAAGAGGAAUGGAGGAUUGGAAGAUUUGGACUAGGGGACCGGAAUGAAAAUAGCAAUCGUCUCGCUGGGCUGUUGUCCGCCGCUCGCCUCUUUCACGGGAACUCUCUUUUCAUGAAAAAAAAUCAUCGUCGGUGGACAUGGGAUUCGCCGAAUGGCGCGACUCUGGUUCUGAUCACCGUCUCCUUCGUGCGAAAAUACGACCCAGCCACACGAUGGAAAGGAACACCUGCUAUCGGUGACUGGCACAUCGAGGAGGACCCAAACGUGGACUACGAGAUGCUGCUCAGAGGAUUAGGAGCUUGUGCUGAACGUGCCUCGAAGUCGCGCACGACAAACUUGGAUCGAAUUUCGAAGACCACCAAGGAAUUGUUAGGAAGAAGGGCUUUGAGGCUUGAUCCGAAAGCAUCGCACAUUGAGAAGAAGAUUCUAGAAACAGCACAAAGAAGAACGAGUCUAAAGAAGUGCCGCAGGGAUCUCCGCGAAUAUAAUAUUCCGCUAGCAGCCUUGCUGAGUGAAGACGGGACUCGCACGUCUUCUCGUCGUGAGAUGGAAAUCAUUACGGAGAGGUUCUACUCGAACCUUUUCUGUCCAUCAAAUCCUGUGUCAAGCCCAAUCAUCCCCACUGGCGAAGCUCCACCACGGAUUCUCCCUUCGGAAGUACGAGUCGCUAUCAAGAGCAUGAAACCUGGCACAGCCCCCGGACCUGAUUUUAUAUCAGCACACUUUCUUCGGGCUGGUGGCCAUCCGCUUCAUGUAAUCUUAGCAGCGCACAUGACAUCCUAUCUUCAGAAAGAAAGGAUCCCAGGCCAGUGGAAGACCUCGCGAACCGUUCUUAUCCAUAAGAAAGGUGACCGAGAGGCCCUUCGGAGCUACCGUCCGAUAUGCUUGCUGAGCGUGUUAUACAAAGUAUUCACCAAGAUCAUCCUCACACGCAUAUCUAGGACGCUGGAUGAAGCCCAGCCUCAAGAACAAGCUGGAUUCCGCCAAGGGUUCACCUGCUUGGACCACAUCCAGACCGUGUCGAGGGUCAUAGAGGUUUGCCGGGAAUACCGCCUGCCCCUUGUUCUAACCUUCGUCGACUAUGAGAAAGCCUUCGACAGCAAAGAACGAAUGCAAUACUGUCAGCGCUGGUCGAUCAAGGCGUGGACGCGUCGUAUUUGA
Messenger RNA from Necator americanus (New World hookworm), 1413 nucleotides. RefSeq lists its product as uncharacterized. Bases 1 to 1413 code for a protein of 470 amino acids. NCBI's taxonomy places the organism in Eukaryota, Metazoa, Nematoda, Chromadorea, Rhabditida, Ancylostomatidae. The record is from RefSeq and is a predicted model, not a curated record. The transcript has 5 exons.